Molecule: messenger RNA, 6266 nt
Organism: Rubroshorea leprosula
Lineage: Eukaryota; Viridiplantae; Streptophyta; Magnoliopsida; Malvales; Dipterocarpaceae
Source: the annotation of a GenBank genome assembly
AUAAUUGAUGACAACUUACAACACAACAAAUUACCAAAAGAAAUAGAACCGUGUCAUAAACGAACUAGUAUCAGAGCGGAGAGAUGAGAGGGAAAGAUAGAGAGAGGUUCAACGGCAGGGGUCCACGCGAUACACGGACGGCGCAGCGCUGGGUUGCAUCCAAUUUCAGAAGACGGAAUCGACCAGUGCAAGAUGGGAAAGAAACACGUCAGAGCAGUUCAAGAAACUACGAAAUCCGGGGUUACGACCGUCGGAUAUUCAAUCAAGCCUCCGUCUACUUCUUCACCAACUUCCCGGAGGACUGGAAGCACGAAAGUAUGUGGCAUACUUUCCGUAAGUAUGGUAGAGUCCUGGACAUCUACAGCCCCAUGAGAAAAUCUAGGAUGGGAAGCAGAUUUGGGUUCGUCAGAUUCUUGGACGUCAGAAAUGAAAAGGAACUAGAACACCAACUUGAUCAGAUCCGAGUGGGGGAAUUCAAAUUAUGGGUAAACAAACCAAGGUUUUAUGAGCAAGAGAAGCAGCUAAGAGUAGCCCAGAGACAAAAAGAGAUCGCAGGAGUCAGAGGACACAGAACUUUUGCUGAAGUGGUAAAGGGAAACAGUGGAAGAGGAGCAGAACUGGAAAGUAGGAGAGCAGCAAAUGGAGCAGAAGAACAUGGCCAAUCACGGAUUAAUAACUCAUCCAGGAAUCCGAAACAAGUUUGGAGAGCAAAGGACAUGGAGCAGGCAAAGGCAGGUAUGAGCUUCACCGUCCAGGAGGAAGAGUACGCUUGGCUUCAAGGCUGCUAUGUCGGGAUUGCUCACUCAGUCGAGAUAAUCCCAACAUUACAAGAAAAAUUCUUCAUGGAGGGAUACUUCUCAUGUAGAAUAAGAGCCAUGGGCGGUCGUCUGGUUCUACUUGAGGGCGGAGAUAAGGAGGAGAUAAAAGAUUUAAUAGAGCUUGCUCCUAAAUGGUUGGGACAAUGGUUCACGGAAGUUAAACCAUGGAGCCCUUCAAUGGUUGCAAGGGAGAGAUUUGUAUGGCUUCGUUGUCAAGGAGUCCCAGCUCACGUAUGGGGGCCCAACUUUUUUGCUACAAUUGGUACCGUGUGGGGAAAGUUCAUAACUUUGGACGACAGUACCAGCAAAAAACAGAGAUUGGACAUAGGAAGAAUGUUGAUAUCAACCCCGGUGAUGGAAUUCAUCUCCAAAAGCAUCAACAUCUCGGUCAAUGGGGAACCUUACUUAAUCAAAGUAACGGAGGAAGACACUUCCAACGGAAUUUUCUCCAUGAAAUCCGAUCACGUGUUCAGGGAAUUGAGUGACUCCGACGAUGUGCCUUCGGAAUCCUGGUCUUUAGACGAAGAAGUGGAGGAUGAAGUAAGUGUGGCGUUUUCAGGUGAUGGGGAUGUAAAUGGCAACCGGAAUCCCAUCAGUGGGAAGGAGGCUGACGAUGACGUGGAAAUAGAGGAUGAGGUGACGGAGAAAGAAGACAGAGAUGAACAGCCAUCUUACCGUUGGACACAAGGGCGCCAAAAUACAAAUGGUGACCAACCUUCGGCGGUGAAUGACAAUUCAUUUAAUGCAGCUGGUUCCCAAGACAAGCAACAGAUCAACGGAGAUGACAAAAUUCAAAUUUACUGCACCAGCAAUCAUAACAAAUCCUCAGCGGAUUUGGAGACUGUGCCGGAUAGUCAGGGCAACCAGAGUUGCAAAAAUAAGGAAGGGCAAAGGGAGUGGGUAACGGAGGGGCCACUAGAGACGUUGGGCCCACUGGAAGAUGACCCAAUAGAGAUUAAUGGCAUUUGGGCCAUAAAAAACCGCAGGCCUCUAAAACAUGAUACAAUCAAGCCAGGCGGCAGCAAACCCAUUAAUGAAGAAGCGGACGCGCAUAUGCAGAAGGCUGGGUCCAUUUCAUCAAUUAAUAGAAGUAUUAUCAAUCGGACUUCUUCCCAAAAAUCCCAACAAGAAGUGAAGAACAGAGCAUCAUCAACAGAAGGUCACGAUGCAGAGCAGGAGUCGUCCUUUUGGAAGGGGUUCAGGAGCGAAUCAGGGGAAGAUCGGGAAUGGAUGGGCAGAAACCAGAGGAAACCGAAAUACAAGAAGAAGAAGAAAACCAGAUCUUGCCUCUCAGUGUAUAUGGAGGGAGGAAAAGAGGAACAGGAGCACAAAUCAAAAGGGAGGAAGAAAAUUCCAAAGGAAAGUCUAAUGGUAGAGAAAUUGCCGGUAUUUGUCCCUGGAAUUCGAAACCAAGCUGCAGGAGAAUCAGUCACGGACAGCGGCAUCGAAAACAGAAACAUGACUCUUCGAAAUGCUUCGGAUCUGAGAUUUGCAGAGGGAAUCUGGGCAUUCGCAAAGGAGAUCGGAGUUGGCGAUCAUGGCAAUGAAACAGAGGUGAUUCAGAGACUCAGGGAGAUGGAAGAACGUGAUAGGGAGCUGCACAGCAUCUCAAAGGGCAAGAAGAGAAGUAUUAGAGAGUUAGUCGAGAAAGAGAAAGUGGAGUUUUUGUCAAUUCAAGAAUCAAAAAUAGAAGGGGUAGAUUAUCAUAUGUGCAGAACCAUUUGGGGAGGAGACAAUUUUGAUUGGGUUUCAAAACCAUCUAGAGGAGCGUCUGGGGGGCUUGUAUGUAUUUGGAAUAGUGAUAUUUUGAAAAAAGAAAAUAUAAUUGAAGGCGAGAGCUAUGUGGGGAUUUAUGGAUUCUGGGGGGCCUCUAAAACCCCUGUACACAUUCUAAACAUUUACGCACCUUGUGAUAUGCCGGGUAAAAGAUCCUUGUGGGCUAGUAUUAAGGAAUUGAUGAUGGAAGCAGGAGGCAACUGGUGCUUGAUGGGAGACUUUAAUGCCAUUAGAAGUGAGCAAGAACGGAAGGGAGGGAGAUCAAAUAGGAGGGAAAUGACAGAGUUUGAUGAAUUUAUCAGAUCAUGUGGCCUCAUUGAUCUCCCAUUAAUUGAUCGGAAGUUCACAUGGUAUCAUUCAAACGGAACUGUUAUGAGCAGGUUAGACAGGUUUUUGUUGUCAGAAAAUUGGUGCCUCAACUGGGGUGAUGUCAAACAAUGGGGGCUGAAGAGAACAUCGUCAGACCAUAGCCCAAUUUUGUUGAAGAAUCAAAUAAUUGACUGGGGCCCUAAACCUUUCCGAUUCUUCGAUGUGUGGUUGGAUUCACCGGGACUCAAAGAGUUAGUGAGUGAGACAUGGAAAUCAACAGAGAUCUCGGGAUGGCAUGGUUACAGAUUUAAAGAAAAGAUGAAGGAAAUAAAGAAAACCUUGAAGGAGUGGAGCAAAACAAUGGUGUCGGAGAAUGACCUAAUCAUAAAGAAGUGUAAAGAGACUAUUGCGGGUAUUGACAUCAAAGGGGAGACGACAGAUUUGAAUGAUGAGGAUGUGCAUCUAAGAAGGAGCAGUUUUCUGGAACUCUGGAAACAACAAAAAAUGAAGGAGGGUAUGUGGCGCCAAAAAGCAAGGACAACAUGGAUCAAAGACGGAGAUGCUAAUACGAAAUUCUUCCACAGGUGUGUCAAGGGAAGAAGGAGACGGAACGAUAUUGUUAGCUUACAAGUGGGCGACAAACACAUGGAGCAAGUUCAUGAGAUCAAGGAAGGUGUGGCAAACUAUUUUGAGAACUUGUUCACAGAAGAAAGGUGGCAAAGACCUCAUCUCAACGGGAUUGAAUUCAAGAAGAUUUCAGCAGUUGAUAAUUCCUUUUUACUUGCUCCUUUCAACGAAGAAGAAGUUAAAAGGGCAUUAUGGAGUUGUGGAUGUUCUAAAGCACCAGGGCCAGAUGGUUUCAACUUCAAAUUUAUCAGAGAAAUGUGGGACACGAUCAAAGACGACAUGAUGGGUUACAUCGAGGACUUCCACAAAAACGGGAAAUUGGUUAAAGGAGCGAACAGUUCCUUCAUCGUGUUGAUACCCAAGGUUAUGAACCCCCAGAAAAUUGAAGAGUUUAGACCCAUAUCUCUAAUCGGCGUCAUGUACAAGGUGAUCGCAAAGCUCCUCGCUAACAGAAUCUGCUCUGUUCUAGAUGGCAUUAUUGGUGAAAGCCAAAUGGCCUUCAUUAAAGGUAGACAAAUGGUUGAUAGCAUUGUAAUAGCAAAUGAAACAAUAGAUGAAGCAAAGAGGAAGAAGAAGGCCAGUUUCUUGUUCAAAAUAGACUUCGAGAAGGCGUAUGAUAAGGUCUGUUGGGAAUUCCUUGAUUACAUGAUGACGAGAAUGGGGUUUGAACCAAAAUGGAGACGGUGGAUUAAUGAAUGUCUGAAGACGGCAGAGGCGUCGAUUUUACUCAAUGGUAGCACAACUAGACUAGUCAAAAUUAGUAGAGGACUGAGACAAGGAGAUCCACUCUCUCCGUAUUUAUUUUUAUUGGUUGCGGAAGGCCUCAAUGGCAUUAUCUCUUCAGCAAUUAAUCAUGGAAUGUUCGACGGAAUUGAUGUUGGUAGUAGAGGUAUGAAAGUGUCCCAUCUGCAAUUUGCGGACGACUCGAUCCUAUUUGGGAAAGCAGGGGAGGACAACAUAUGGGCAGCGAAGAGCAUAAUGAGAAUCUUUGAGCUGGUAUCGGGCUUGAAAAUUAAUUUUGGGAAAAGCCAACUUGUAGGGAUAAAUGUCUCAGAGGAAUGGAUGUCAAAAAUGGCCUAUAUAUUGAAUUGCAAACAGGGAACACUGCCAUGCAGAUAUCUAGGGGUACCAAUAGGUGGCAGUGUAAAGAAGAUUGCUUUGUGGAAACCAUUGAUUGAUUCUUUCGAGAAAAAAUUGAGCAAUUGGAAAAGCCGGCUCCUCUCUUUUGGCGGAAGGAUUACACUCCUCAAUGCGGUUUUGACCAACCUCCCAGUGUAUACCAUGUCUGUACACCUACUCCCAAAAGGUUUGAUUUCUUCCUUAGAUAAAAUCCGUAGGAGUUUCCUAUGGGGGGGAGGGGGGAGCAAGAGAAAAAUCAAUUGGGUAUCAUGGGACAAAGUUUGUAGUAGCAAGAUGGAGGGUGGGCUAGGUGUUAAAGACCUUAGAAAAUUUAAUCUAGCACUAUUGGGAAAGUGGUGGGGUAGACUUGCAAGUGGGGAGGAGAGUUUAUUGUACAACAUUAUCCAACACAAAUAUGGUUGCUCGGAGGGUAGAUGGAUUGAUUGGGUGCAGUUGAAUGGCCAAAGGGGAUCUCUAUGGUGGAAAAACAUAAGCAGGAUAGACGAGAUUGACCCAAACAGCAGGGGAUGGCUAUCAGGGGGCUUUAAAUUGAAGCUCGGAGAUGGGCAGUCUGUCAAUUUUUGGAAGGAUGUGUGGAUAGGAGAUCAAUACCUUGCCACCAGAUUCCAUAGAUUAUAUCUUGCUUCCACAGAUAAAGAAAAGAGAAUAUCUCAAAUGGGAUUUUGGCGGGAAGAUACCUGGCAAUGGACACCUUGUUGGAGACGACCGCUGCAGGAGUGGGAGAAAGAUAAUUUCAUUGAGAUGCUGGGAUUAAUCAACAGCCUACACCCAACCAAAGACCAAACUGAUCACUGGGUGUGGAAACACAACAAAGAAGGAGAAUACUCCGUCAAAACAGCAUACGAUCUCCUAUCCAGUAAUAGCGACAACAACAGAACUCAGAAGCACAAAAGGAUAUGGAGCAAACUCAUCCCCACAAAAAUCAGUGCAUUUGGUUGGCAAGUCCUGCAGGAUAGAAUACCCACAAAGCUCAACUUGUUUAUGAGGGGAAUCAUUCCUGACAGUAGCAUGAUGUGCGGCUUGUGUGGUAAUGACAUUGAAGAUACAAAUCACUUGUUUAUUCAUUGCAGAGUGGCUCACUCAGUAAGAUACAAAUGUGCAAAAUGGUGGAGUUUUCUCACGGCUCACCCUAAGACAUGCCAAGAGGAUUUCGAGCAACACAGGCCCCCCAUAAAUGACUCAUCAGUUCAAGCUGGAUGGGAUGUGGUAUGGUUCUCCACUUUAUGGUCUCUUUGGAUGGCUAGAAAUAGUAAAAUUUUCAAGAACCAAGUAUAUGAAGAGGAAAGAAUUUUUGAGCUAGUGCAACUAAGAGCCUUUAAUUGGAUUAAGAGCAGGUCUUCGGGCUAUUCCUUUAAUUUUUAUGAAUGGAUGGUUGAACCUAUAUUGAGCCUUAAGGCCAAUCGAAAUUUACAAUAGUGUGCUUAUUUAGCUGUGGGUUUCUGGUAUGUAUCAUUGAGCAGCUAUCUGACUGUGGUCAUUUUAUUUAGCUGGUUCUGUUGUUUGUUAGCUGAAGUUAGUGGAUGCUCAGUGUUUGCCUCUUUUGUACAUGGGUAGGAGUACCCCUUGUACUCCAUUAAAUCAACUUACUUCUUUGCU